Molecule: messenger RNA, 2601 nt
Organism: Oncorhynchus mykiss (rainbow trout)
Lineage: Eukaryota; Metazoa; Chordata; Actinopteri; Salmoniformes; Salmonidae
Source: RefSeq, a predicted model, not a curated record
AUGGCAGCCUGGUACGACUGCCUCCUCUUGAAGGACAGGACCCUGACAGAUUACGAGAAGGAAAAGCUGGACCGUGUGAACGUGAGAGCCGGCAGCGCCGAAGGUGGCGAUGUGACUAUAGGCCCAACGGACAGUCUCUUCACCAGACCCUUGUAUGUGCCGUUAACGCACUACCACCAUCUCGACGCCCUAUUAGCCAUCAUGGCGUGCUACGUCUCCCCGAGAGUGAAAAGUUUGUGCGACUAUCCCAGUGACCCCGGGCAGGGUUACGAGUUGAUCACCCGUGUCUGUGUGGGUCAGAGAGACCCUGGCAGCCUUAGCAAGGUGUAUGUUGUAACCCUCCUACCCCUGUCUGGGCCGGGUCAUAGUGACCCCGGCCAGCGUUACGAGUUGAUUCCCCCCCUGUCUGUGUGGAGUGACCCUGGCACCACUUGUCCACAAGAACUCAGUGCAAGACCUCGUUGCAAUCACACGGGGAGGCCUGCCAAGCGUACCGGAGGGGCCGAAGGGUCCGAAGGAGCAGACAGGGCCGACCGCUCGCGUGCCUCGUCCGCUCGCGUGCCUCGUCCGUUCGCGUGCCUCGUCCUAUUCACGUGGCCACUGAAGAAGAAGAAGAAGAAGAAGAAGAAGAAGAUGAGGACUAUGAUGAGGACGAUGAUGAGGAGGAAUACGACCCCGCCGAGCGCGAGCCCUCCGCCUACGACGCCUCGCAGUCCUUGUUUGAGCGCGGCUCAGGUCCUGGAACAGAUAUCCUCCAGUGUCGACCAAGAAGACGAGGAAGACUACAUGGAAUCCGAAGAGGAGGACGUUUCGGAAGAUGAAGACGGUGAGGAAUACAACCCCGAGCGUGAUGCGGACGACGACGACGACGACUCGGCCUCACGGUCGUGCUCCUCUUCGGAGGAAGAGCGAGAGGGAGAGCGAGAGGGAGACACGGCCGCUGCCCGAGAGCGAGACACAGCCAGAGAGCCAGAGCGAGACAGAGAGGACGCGGCGGCAGCCGCCCGAGCCCAAAGGGAGACGUUGCUGUCAAAGAACGGCAAAAUCAAAUGGUCCUCCGUGGCCUAUCGCGGCCCGGACCGGACCCGCGCCAUCCGCCGCCCCCGCUCCGUCGUGACGCCGGGCCCCACGGCCUACGCCGCGUCGCGAGCGCUCGACAUCGAGUCCGCCUUCCGGCUGUUUGUCACACCGGCGAUAGAAAGGAUCAUUGUGGACAUGACAAAUCUGCAGGGGGUGAGAAAAUACGGCGACGGCUGGCGACCCAUGGACUCCACCGACCUGCGCGCCUACGUAGGGCUGCUGAUCCUAGCCGGCGUCUACAGGUCCCGAGGCGAGGCCGCGGCCAGCCUGUGGGACGCCGAGAGCGGCAGGACCGUGUUCCGCGCCACCAUGCCGCUCAAGGUGUUUCACAAGUACUCGAGGCUGCUGCGAUUCGACGACCGCCAGUCGAGACCCGCCAGACUCGCCACCGACAGACUGGCGGCCAUAAGAGAGGUAUGGGACCUGUGGGAGGAGCGGCUGCCGGCCCUCUACAACCCGGGGCCCGACCUGACGGUGGACGAACAACUGGUCCCGUUCAGAGGACGCUGUCCUUUCCGACAGUACAUUCCCAGCAAGCCGGCCAAAUACGGCAUCAAGUCGUGGGUGGCCUGCGACGCCAAGUCCAGCUACGCUUGGAAGAUGCAAGUCUACACCGGCAAGGCGGCCGGCGGAGGCCCCGAGAAGAACCAGGGCGCCCGCGUCGUCCUCGAUCUGACCGAGGGACUGCCGGGCGGUCACAACGUCACGUGUGACAAUUUCUUCACCUCCUACGAACUGGGCCAGCGGCUCCUCGAGAGGAACCUCACCAUGGUGGGCACGGUGAGAAAGAACAAGGCCGAGCUCCCGCCCGCGCUGCUCCAGUCAAAGGGCAGACAGGUCCUGUCCUCCAGGUUCGCCUUCACGCCCACCGCCACUCUAGUGUCCUACCUGGCAAAGAGAAAUAAGAACGUGCUACUUCUGAGCACGCUGCACGCGGAGCCCGACGUUAGCGAUCGCCGCGACCGGAAGCCGGCCCUCAUCCUAGACUACAACUGCAACAAGGGCGGCGUGGACAACCUAGACAAGGUGGUCGGGACCUACAGCUGCAGACGGAUGACCGCCCGCUGGCCCCUGGUCAUCUUCCACAACAUCCUCGACGUGUCCUCCUACAACGCCUUUGUCAUAUGGCGAGAGAUCAAGCCCGACUGGAUGCCUGGGAAGCGGAACAAGAGGAGGGUGUUCCUGGAGCAGCUCGGAAAGGCACUCGUGAAGCCCUUGAUACAAAGAAGGCAGCGGCUCCCCCGCACCCAAGCCGCGUCCGCACUUGUCAAAGUCCUACAGAGUGCCACCGCCGAGGCUCGUCCGCCAGCCCGGGAGCAAGCCGCUGGCCCGGCCGCCGCCGCCCCAGCCGCCCCGCCGGUGGCGAGUAAGAGGAAGAGGUGUCAGCUCUGCCCACCCAAGAAGGACGCCAAGACCUACACCGCGUGCUGCAGGUGUAACAAAUACAUCUGCAAAGGCUGUUCACACGCAUACUGUCAAACUUGUGCCCACUGGGCCUUUAGCCAAGACGGGACAGGGUGA